CUGGAGCCAGAAGUAAUGCAUUCAAUGCAAGCGCGGAGACAGGAUUUUUUUCAAGGGCGGGCCAAACAGUCCAUCGAAUUUAUUCGGGGUCGCCAGAUUAUAAGAGCCGCUAAGCCAGUUAAAAGGCGUUCUCGAGUGGGACCCCCCAGCUUCGCAGCGAACGGCCAACGAUUAACCAGAGGAUAUGGUUCUUGCUCGCUACUUCCUGAAUCCACAACCAUACCAACCCUCUGCAGCAAUCGAGACAGAGAGAAAGAGAUGGCUGCAUCAGCGUCCAUGUGCACCCUUCUUCCCACAAGGCUUUCUGGUCGUCCCACCCGUCAAUCGUUCUUCCAUUCCACCACCCAUCAGAGACCUCACAAGCCCAAUUACCGUUUGAGAGUCGAAGCUGCCAAGCUUCCUGCCGGUGUGGAAUUACCGAAGGAGAAGCCCAAACUGACAUCCCCAGUAUUUGGAUUCACAAGGACAGCAGAGAUCUGGAACUCUAGGGCUUGCAUGAUAGGCCUUAUUGGGACCUUCAUUGUUGAACUGAUUCUCAAUAAAGGUAUAUUGGAGGUCAUUGGAGUCGAUGUGGGUAAAGGACUCGAUCUUCCACUAUGAAGCCGUCUUCCUUGCUGAUGUGCCUCAGGUCUUGUAAUUUAAGUUGCAAUUAUUUUAUACCCCAUAUGAAAUGCUUGCCAUGUACCGCACGUAAACUGUAACAACACAUCUACAUGAUUUCUUAUAAAUUGUACCAAAUUUCUUGAAUCAAACGGCAAGAAUCCAGUAAGGUGGGUAUAUUAUGACACAGUGGCAUCUUGUCCAGGAGUAUGUAAGAUUCUGCAAUCCAUUGCUCUUCCUGCUUGGCUCUCCAAAAUAGAAUAAUAAUGAAUCGCAGAUGCCAUGGCUAUACUUUGUCAUAUUGUUCAAGUACUGAUUCUUGUCAAACAUAUUAUUUUGUGAUUAAUGCAUGGAUAAUGUUUCAAGGCA
This is a messenger RNA of Nymphaea colorata (pocket water lily), 969 nucleotides long. Its product is annotated as light-harvesting complex-like protein OHP1, chloroplastic. The record is from RefSeq and is a predicted model, not a curated record. The transcript is spliced from 4 exons. Lineage: Eukaryota; Viridiplantae; Streptophyta; Magnoliopsida; Nymphaeales; Nymphaeaceae. The coding region runs from base 16 to 600 and encodes 194 amino acids.